CGUUUAUUGGCGUUAUUUUUAAACACACACAACAAGCAUAACGAGUCACCUUUUCUUUUUUUUUCUUUCCUCCUUAUGAAACCCUCAAUGUCACAACCUGUGUUUAUAGCAGUUCAUGUGGGUGCAGGUAUUUUCUUUUGUUUCAAUGCUUGUCAUUUUCAACCAACACAAAAACAAGGUCGUUUAGCACGUUCGAAAGAACCUAAAUAUAAAGCAGCGUUGGCAAAAGCAUGUCAACUUGCCAUGAAUGUUUUAAAAAGAGAAGGAGGUACAGCUGCUGAGGCUGUGGCUGUUGCCAUUGCGCAUUUAGAGAACGAUCCCGUAACGAAUGCAGGUUAUGGCUCGAACCUAACCUUGAAGGGUACAGUGGAAUGUGAUGCUAGUUUAAUGACAGGACAGUCUGGCACGUUUGGUGCAGUGGGAGCAGUCAGCGGUAUCAAAAACCCGAUUUUGACAGCACAUCAUAUGGUUUGCGAGGCAGAAAAAGGUUUAAUGUCCUUGGGCAGAAUACCUCCAAUGUUUUUGGCAGGAAAAGGUGCAAAAGAUUGGGCUCAAGAGCGUGGACAUGUCAUUGUAGAAGAAGAGGAUUUGAUUGAUCGUAAGAGACAACUCACAUAUGGAUUCCUUCUUUUUGGUUUUUCACACAUUUCACUUGUAGCAAACGCGUAUAAGACAUACUUAGAUCAUGUUGGAAGGUUAGUAGAGGAUGAGGAAGACAAUGUGGAUUUAGGUCAUGAUACAGUGGGUGCUAUUUGCCAUGAUCAGUAUGGAGAUAUAGCUGCUGGUGUUAGUAGUGGUGGAAUCUCACUGAAAGCACCAGGUCGUGUAGGAGAGGCUGCCAUGUAUGGUACAGGAUGUUGGGCACAGAAUGAGAAAGAAGGUCAAGCUGGUGUGGCCUGUAGUACAACAGGCACGGGAGAACAAAUCAUGAGAACUUUGUUUACCUAUAAAUGCGUGGAACGCAUUUCCAAACAAGAAGAUAUGAAGAUUGCUUUGACAGAUUCAUUCAACAAGGAUUUUCUAGAAUCACCAUGUUUGGAUAUGUAUGAUGAGAAAUCGGUGGGAACAAUCGCGCUUCGAACGCAGAAAACGAGGGAUACAACAAGAAUAGAGUUUUGGUACGGACAUGUCACUCCGGAUAUGGGGAUUGGUUACAUGUCAGGGACAUUUAAAAAGCCAAAGACGUUGAUAUCUAGGAAAUCAUCUGAACAUGAAAAGACGGUGUCUGCUGGAUGGUUAAUUUAACUUUUCAUGCGCUAAAGAAAAAAUAAAUAAAAGGCCGGAGUUAUUCUUUAGCCUAUAAGCGGGCUUCAUCAUUGGAUUUUAGAGAUUGAACAAAAAUGACUAUUUAUUUAUAAGCCAAUAAAAAGUGUAGGAUUUUCAUAAAAAUGACAGAAUGCGUGUUGACUCACAAAGUGUAUUUCUAUUUGAUUUGUGGU
Molecule: messenger RNA, 1439 nt
Organism: Mucor mucedo
Lineage: Eukaryota; Fungi; Mucoromycota; Mucoromycetes; Mucorales; Mucoraceae
Product: threonine aspartase 1-like protein
Exons: 9
Coding region: 76-1245 (389 amino acids)
Biological process (GO): protein maturation
Molecular function (GO): threonine-type endopeptidase activity
Source: RefSeq, a predicted model, not a curated record